UUAAUCAUUUUAGAGCAAUGGAAGACACACCGCUAGGAUUUUUAAACCCAAAUGUUAAAAAGGACAUAGUUCUUGUUCUCUUAAACCAGGACUGGUCUUCUGGGCUGGAAAAAGCUUUAUUUCAGCAGAGAUUUGAUCUCUUAUGGAAAAAAGCAUGUUUUAAAGCCAGUGUAGAUGGUGGUACCAAUAUACUACACAAUAUGAAUGAAACAUUAUCAGUACAACAAAAACUUAUACCAGAUAUGAUUUCUGGUGAUUUUGACUCGGUAACUACUGACUUGUUGGAGUACUACAAGAAUUUGGGGACAGAAAUUUGCCCCACACCAGACCAGGACUAUACUGACUUUACAAAAUGUGUUGCUAUAUUAGGAAAUAAGUAUAAAAGUGGUCAGAUACCGAAAGUAAUGAAAUUAGUUGUGUCUUUGUUGGGCACUACAGACCGAUUUGAUCAUUGUAUGGCUAAUAUAAAUACUUUAUACACUGCUAGAGACAGCCUACCUCAUGAUGUAAUAACAUGUCUAUUAUUUGGAGACUCUUAUGUUAGAUUAUUGCCUACUGGUAAGUCAGUAUUACAUGUCAACACUGGAUUUGAAGGCUCAUGGUGUAGUUUCACACCAUUAACUGGGCCAGCUGUUGUAACAACAUCUGGAUUAACAGACAAUCUUUCCAAAGCUUGCUUGAGAUUUGACCUUGUCGAUAAAUUAAGACACGAAUUGGAUGGCAGUGGGACCUUAACUGUACAAACUGAUUGUCCCAUAGUGUUUACAUUGUCAAUAUUAACUACUUGACUGCAGAAUAAUACACUCUAUUUGUGUAGUUUAGGUGAAUUAAAUAUUUGUGUUUUAUUUCAUUAUGCUUUUACGUUUAAUUUGUGCAAUUGUGACGUUUAUGAACUAAAAACCUCUUGAACUAUUUUAUUCAUGUUUCGUACAAUACUAGUGGUGUUUAAAUUUAGGCUGAUAAUUGACUUAUUAUGCAUUCGCUUUUUUCAGGCAUAUUUUUAAUCUGAUUACAUUAUUUGUAGGCACCAUUUUUUGAAUAACAUGCUUUUAUAGAUUA
This is a messenger RNA of Ciona intestinalis (vase tunicate), 1059 nucleotides long. RefSeq names its product thiamine pyrophosphokinase 1-like. Gene Ontology annotation, biological process: thiamine metabolic process; thiamine diphosphate biosynthetic process. NCBI's taxonomy places the organism in Eukaryota, Metazoa, Chordata, Ascidiacea, Phlebobranchia, Cionidae. The record is from RefSeq and is a predicted model, not a curated record. Gene Ontology annotation, molecular function: thiamine diphosphokinase activity; ATP binding.